AUGUGGGGCCUCACCAAACAAGUCACAACGGCAUUGCUGGCCUCAAGUUCCCCACCGUCGGUGAACCAAAUGGGCCAAGACUUUCGAAGUUUAUAUUCCAUUCUGGGAGAGCAAGCAUCCGUCUACCAACAAUUAUCACCCACGCUUCGGAUAUCCCAUGUCACUCCACCACAAGAAGAGAAUCAAGACUGGACCGAUGUCUUGGACUUGGAUGCCGAACUCAUGAUGCAGUUUGAAAAGGAUGACGACAGCGACAAUCUAUUUUUGGAAGUGGCCAACAAACAUGGAGCAGACAAACCUUUAGCUCUCUAUCUUCCUGGAUUGGACGGCUUUGGAAUCUCUGCGGCUACUUGGCAGUUUAAUGACCUGGCUAGAACUUUUGAUCUGUGGCGUCUUUCCAUUGCCAUUGAAGAUCGAUCCUCCUUUAGCACUGUGGUUUCAUCCGUUUCCAAAAUGGUAGAAAAACUAAGUGCAAGUACUGGACGACCCAUUUAUUUGAUUGGCGAAAGUUUUGGGGGACUCUUGGCACCAGCUAUUACAUUAAAUGUGCAAAAUAAGGCGGAACGUGAAGGACGUGACAAUCCGAUUGGUGGGUUGGUCAUGGUGAACCCUGCCACUUCCUUUGAUCAAACCUCCUGGGAUGUCCUGGCACCAAUACUAAGCAGCAUUGGAUUCUUGACAUCCCCUGCUGAAGGAAGAAGUCUUCCUUUUGGAGGCCUAUUGCCAUCGCCCUAUGCGAUCAUUGGAGGCUUGACCUUGUCGGCCCUAAUUCCUAGCUCGGAACAAUUUCAACGGAUUGUGGAUCUCUUUCAAGAAAAUAUUGCCUCGAGUAUCUCCAAUCCAUCCAGUAUUUUCGAUCUGAUCCAAGACAUGCUCAAAUCGUUUGAAUUGACGGAAGAAACAUUGCCCCCUGGUUUACUCGACCACAGAAUCAAGAACUGGCUGUUUGUCGGAUCGGACAUCGUCCUUCCCAGACUAAAGGACAUUAAUGUCCCUGCACUGGUAGUAGUCGGCAACGAAGACAAGCUUAUCGAUUCACGCGGUGAAGUCAAGCGCUUACAGGAGAAGCUGCCUCAAGUGGAGACCUUGGUCGUUCGGAAUGCAGGGCAUUUUGUCUUGGACGAAUACGUCAACUUGACCGAAGCAAUCUUGUAUUCCAAACUAGAUCCCUUGGAUUUUAGGAAGACGAAGAAAAAGUUUGACCCAAUUUUGGAUUGGAAGAUGCCGGAACAAGAAGUUAUCGACGAGGCCCGAGAAACGAUGAUCAAACCUCUGGAAACUGCCUUUAGUCCGGUGUACAUGAGUACAGAUACCAAUGGCAAACGUUCCUUUGGCCUUGCCAAUAUUCCAAAAGACGAUGGCCCUAUCCUCUUUGUGGCCAAUCAUCAACUGUUGGGUUUAGAUCUUAAUUUGCUGUUUUCCAAAUUGAUCGAAAAUGACAUUGUUGUAAGAGGCUUGGCCCAUCCCAUUGUAUUCCAGUCCGCCCCUGGCUCCUCAAGUCGAGUCGACGAACUGGGUGGACGCACCCCUGGUCUACAACGCAAAACCUCUGGUUCUGGUCCCAACCCUUCCAACUUUCAAACCUAUGGAGCCGUCAUGGUUACACCUCGCAACUUUUAUAAAGUAAUGCAGUCAGGGCAGAAUGCUCUCUUAUUUCCAGGAGGAGUUCGUGAAGUCUUUCACGGCCGCGACGAAGCCUACCAACUCUUUUGGCCAAAAAAGGUAGACUUUGUCCGGACGGCGGCCCGAUUCAACGCUACCAUUGUUCCCAUUAGUGCAGUAGGUAUGGCCGAUAGUAUCAAUACGAUAUUGGAUCCGUCGGAAGUUGGAAAUUUGCCAAUAAUUGGCGAACGAGCCAUGGCUUUUGCUGCAAAUGUGACGGCUGCCCGAUUCGAUGCGGCAAAUGAGGAUGAGGUCUUUCUGCCACCUAUCGUAGCGCCUGGAUUGCCGUCGCGGAACUAUUUCAUUUUUGGAAAGCCACUUUCAACAAAGGACCUGGAUCCAUCCGAUAAAGCAUCCUGCCAAGACGCCUACCAAUUGGUACAAGACGAAAUGAAGCGAGGGUUUGACGAUAUCCUUUCAGCAAGAGAAAAAGACUCAUUCAAGGAGGCACCAACUAGAUUGGCGUAUGAGCGAUUCACCGGAACCAAGGCCCCAACGUUUGACAUUUCAGAAGUCAACCGGGUGUGA
Cylindrotheca closterium is the source of this 2190-nucleotide messenger RNA. Lineage: Eukaryota; Bacillariophyta; Bacillariophyceae; Bacillariales; Bacillariaceae. The record is from the annotation of a GenBank genome assembly.